Colossoma macropomum (tambaqui) is the source of this 3478-nucleotide messenger RNA. Its product is annotated as ras-related protein Rab-20-like. The transcript is spliced from 2 exons. Gene Ontology annotation, cellular component: endomembrane system. Gene Ontology annotation, biological process: intracellular protein transport. The coding region runs from base 1135 to 1887 and encodes 250 amino acids. The record is from RefSeq and is a predicted model, not a curated record. Gene Ontology annotation, molecular function: GTPase activity; GTP binding. Lineage: Eukaryota; Metazoa; Chordata; Actinopteri; Characiformes; Serrasalmidae.
UGUGAUUGGUUCUUAGGCGCCUCACGGUUGUAAAAAUAUGGCGCUUUGAAAUCGGAUUAAUCUUUUUGAAUCACCCUGUACAUUGUAGUUUGUGACAUCACAAGAACAGUGAAUUCCAAACGGGCUGGUUUUAUAUGUGAGCGGUGUGGAUUGGGCACAUUUUGAAACUUUUAACAGUGCAUACAACAUAGAAAUUUAUAAAAAAGGGGAAGGUUUUGAGUUUUCCAUGUGGAGGUUUUUUUUUUUUUUAAAGGGAGAAGAAUAAAGAGUGCCGGAUGUGAGAAGUUCUGCUGAUGAGUGAUAAAAACACAAGUUCUCCUACAAUGAUGGAGUGCUGAAAGAGUUCUGUAACAGAAUAGAGGCCUAUAAGAAAAUGAAGAGAUCUUACACUUAUGGAAAUAUUACUCAGAGACUGGGGUGAGAUGAGUUAGACACAAGAGUUAAACCACAUGUGCGACAACAUUUUGAUCAAAGUGAGAAAAUCUGAGGGUUAUUAUUUCUCAGGAGCCAAAUAUCAGAAACAGGAGAAAAUGUCUCAAGUCUCACUCUGACUUCAAACUGGACCUCAUUUAGAAUAUUUCUUUCCUCUGGGGUCACACUUUUAACACAGGAUUUGUUUAAGUGUGUUUAAAUAAUGGUUUUCUGUUUUGCCAUAAAAGCUCAUUCCCCACCGCUUGGAUUUUCAUCACCUAGAAAAAAUGUGCUUCGUCAUGUGUGAGAAAUUCGCGGUGUGACGUCACGGACACAUGCCAGAUGGCGUAAUUUUUGUUUUUUCAGCGGGCGUGCAGUCCGCCUCGUGAGUUCCCCGUGUCAUUUCUUCAAAAUCACCAACUUCCCACCGAGUCUGGGAUAAACCUCUGCGGCUGCUGUGGAGAAGCAGCGCGUCUGUCUCAGUGCAGCCCGUGAGCAGCUCUUAUGAGACUCUCAGCUUUGUUGUUUUCCUACAAUACGUGCCAAAAGCGGAGACCACCUGAUAGACAGGCAAAGUGGAUAGGUUAAGCCACCAAAGCGGGAACUCUCAUCUCUGAACUCCCACCACUCGCCUUUUAGAGAAAGGAGGGAUUACAGAGGGAGUCAGCCUACAGACUGAGACUGUAACCGCAGCCUUACACCAGCUCCAUUCACACAUUUACGAUGCCUGCAGCGAGGAAAAUGAGAAAACCCGACAUUAAAAUGGUCAUCUUGGGCGACAUGAACGUGGGGAAGACGUCUCUGCUGCACAGGUACACCGAGAGGAGCUUUAAAGACACUCUGAGCACAGUCGGAGGAGCUUUCUUCCUGAAGCAGUGGGGUCCCUACAACAUCUCUAUCUGGGACACCGCAGGUAACAGUCGUGAGCAGUUCCACGGCUUAGGCUCCAUGUACUGCCGCGGUGCAGCCGCCAUCAUUCUCACCUACGACGUCACCAACUGGCAGAGCCUCUUGCAGCUGGAGGAACGCUUCCUUUCUCUUACAGACUCUGCCAACAGUGACUGCCUCUUCGCUGUGGUGGGCAACAAGGCUGACCUCACAGACUCGUACGCCCAGGUCGUAACCCCUGAGGAUGUUGGGCCGGAGGAAUCUGGCAUUUCAGCUGCCCCUUCUUGCCCAACCCCUCCACACACCCCUACCAUUCACAAGCAGGUUCACCGGGAGGACGCCAUGGCACUGUAUAACCGCAUAAUCCUCUACAAAACCCUGGACGAAGGCACCAGCCCUUUAGCGGAGAAGAUGUGCUUUGAGACGAGUGCCAAGACAGGCUACAAUGUGGACUCGCUGUUUGAGACACUUUUUGAGCUGGUCCUGCCAUCCAUCAUCCAAAAACAGGCACGGGUCAAGUCGCCUACUGUGUGUUUGGAAGACUAUGAGGAAGAGGGGAGGAAGAAGAAGCCUGACUGUUGCACAUGAGGAACUGUAAAAGAUCUAGGUGAUAGGUCAAGGCUAGUUGCUCGGUAGGUUGUCUAGUUGUCUUUUACACUGAUCUGUGGACAGUAUUCCCCAACCAUGUAUGAGAAACAAGAGGACUGACCUCUGAUUAAUAUAAAAGGGCAUCAUUACCUGCCAGCUUCUUAGGAAUGUCUGGGCAUCUUUCAUCCUGCUGUAACUUGCCAUUUUGCUUACCGUGAUUUGGCGCAAACAGUCCUGCACAUAUCACUUUUCCUCCUCUAUCAUACUCGCAUACUCCAGCUGCACAGGGCUGUACAAUCUGGACAAAAUACUAGUAUUGGGAUUAUAUUGCUGUAUAUUGUGAUUGUGAUACGCCUUGCAACAAAAAUGCACGGGUCAAUCAGUGUCAUUGAUAAAGAUUGUCCUGCAUUAUGUUGACCAAAAUAAUUCACUGUUGUUGUGUUUCGUACUUUGAAUAUGUUGAUUCAUCUGAACACCCACAGAAACAAGACUCUGGAACUGUGAUUGGUCAAAAUGCUCACUUCCCACAGUAAAAAUGUUGUGCUUGGUUAGAAGGCUCAUUUGCAUAUUGUAGCCUUUUGUAAAGAUCAGUAUUCAUAAUGAUUAACAAACUGUAUGUUGUGAUAUCUUCACAGUUGCAAAAAGUUUGGAACACCACCUGUCCAAGUACAUGUUUUAUUGAUUUUCUAAGUGAAAGUAAGUUAACACGUCCUCUACAGGGAAAUUUAUAUAUUUUUCUGCAGACUUCCGUGCACAGUUUCUGUUUAUUUGUCGUUAUUGAGUUCAACGUUUUAGAAAAAAUAAUAUAAAAUUAAAAAUAGUAAAAUUUUUGCACAGUCCACAUUAUAUGCUUUUAUUUUUUUCCAGUUUAGCAAAUAAACAGUUUGUAACUUGUGCGUUAAAACGUGUGUUCUCUGUAGAGGAGAUGAACUUGUUUACACGCGCUGUUUGACCAGGGACGCCCAAACUUGGCACUUUUAAUCAUGGAUGUGUGAAUGAAAAGUGUCGGGUGCUAACUGAACUGAAGUUACUUCUCUUUCAUUUAUCAUCAUGUGCCUUAGCACAGUAUACAGUUGUAUGCCAAAGUUUGGGCGGCCCUGGUCAGAUUACUUGCUUUAUAGAUUUUCUCAGUGAAAUAAUUAAUGCAUCCUCUACAGAGAACACACUUCUGCACAUUUUAAUGCACAAUUACUGUUUAUUUGCUGAACUAUUGUUCACUAUGUUAACUUUUUCAAUUUUCACUUUAAAAAAUCAACAAACCAUGUAAACCAUGGCGUGUUCAGACUUCUGAUGGUGUACAUGUGAAUCCACACAAAGAUUAAUUUAAACCUCAAUUACAGCCUGUAUAACUGGAUUGUCUCUCUUUUUCAUUUUAAAUGUGUUUUAUUUCAUUUGUAUCUACUGGAAUUAUACUGUGAAAGCUAUUUAUAACUUUUUUAAACAAUUUGCAGCUGGAAUGUUCUAUGAAUAAAGGUUUGUGAAAGUAUUUUCACUUCACUCUGGACAUUCCUUGUUUGCUUGUGUGCUGUUUUUAAACGCUUUUAUUGAUUUUGACCUGUUUUCAUCCUUUAUCUUGUUCCCUUGCUAAAUU